This is a messenger RNA of Symphalangus syndactylus (siamang), 4450 nucleotides long. RefSeq names its product DEP domain containing 1 (gene DEPDC1). Lineage: Eukaryota; Metazoa; Chordata; Mammalia; Primates; Hylobatidae. Gene Ontology annotation, cellular component: transcription repressor complex; nucleus. Gene Ontology annotation, biological process: intracellular signal transduction. The record is from RefSeq and is a predicted model, not a curated record.
AGCUACCGGAGCCCCAGGACGCAGCCGAGCCUCCCGGGCCCCCGCCGACUCCUUCCCGAGGCUGGCUGUGGCGUCAUGUGACCCGCGGCGCGGCCAAUCCGCGCAGCCCUCGAUGCUAUUCAAAUCGGCGGCGGGGCCAACGGUUGUGCCGAGACUCGCCACUGCCCCGGCCGCUGGGCCUGAGUGUCGCCUUCGCCGCCAUGGACGCCACCCGGCGCUGACAGACCUAUGGAGAGUCGGGGCGUGCCUCCCGGGCCUUAUCGGGCCACCAGGCUGGAAUGCCCUUCAGGCGAGCACGUAUUAUUAGCCCUACUUUACCAGUGUGCACACUGAGGCUGACAGACGUUAAAUGCCUUCUAAAGUCACAUCAACAGCAAGUGGCAGAGCUAGAAUUCAGAUCUUCCUGGUAUGGCGAUCUUACAUGGAUUCUGCUACUUGUGGAAUGAAGUUACCACAUCUUUUCGUGCAGGAAUGCCUCUAAGAAAACACAGACAACACUUUAAAAAAUAUGGCAAUUGUUUCACAGCAGGAGAAGCAGUGGAUUGGCUUUAUGACCUAUUAAGAAAUAAUAGCAAUUUUGGUCCUGAAGUUACAAGGCAACAGACUAUCCAACUGCUGAGGAAAUUUCUUAAGAAUCAUGUAAUUGAAGAUAUCAAAGGGAGGUGGGGAUCAGAAAAUGUUGAUGAUAACAACCAGCUCUUCAGAUUUCCUGCAACUUCGCCACUUAAAACUCUACCACGAAGGCAUCCAGAAUUGAGAAAAAACAACAUAGAGAACUUUUCCAAAGACAAAGAUAGUAUUUUUAAAUUACGAAACUUAUCUCGUAGAGCUCCUAAAAGGCAUGGAUUACAUUUAUCUCAGGAAAAUGGUGAGAAAAUAAAGCAUGAAAUAAUCAAUGAAGAUCAAGAAAAUGCAAUUGAUAAUAAAGAACUAAGCCAGGAAGAUGUUGAAGAAGUUUGGAGACAUGUUAUUCUGAUCUACCUGCAAACCAUUUUAGGUGUGCCAUCCCUAGAAGAAGUCAUAAAUCCAAAACAAGUAAUUCCCCAAUAUAUAAUGUACAACAUGGCCAAUACAAGUAAACAUGGAGUAGUUAUACUACAAAACAAAUCAGAUGACCUCCCUCAUUGGGUAUUAUCUGCCAUGAAGUGCCUAGCAAAUUGGCCAAGAGGCAAUGAUAUGAAUAAUCCAACUUAUGUUGGAUUUGAACGAGAUGUAUUCAGAACAAUCGCAGAUUAUUUUCUAGAUCUCCCUGAACCUCUACUUACUUUUGAAUAUUACGAAUUAUUUGUGAACAUUUUGGUUGUUUGUGGCUACAUCACAGUUUCAGAUAGAUCCAGUGGGAUACAUAAAAUCCAAGAUGAUCCACAGUCUUCAAAAUUCCUUCACUUAAACAAUUUGAAUUCCUUCAAAUCAACUGAGUGCCUUCUUCUCAGUCUGCUUCAUAGAGAAAAAAACAAAGAAGAAUCAGAUUCUACUGAGAGACUACAGAUAAGCAAUCCAGGAUUUCAAGAAAGGCGUGCUAAGAAAAUGCAGCUAGUUAAUUUAAGAAACAGAAGAGUGAGUGCUCAUGACAUAAUGGGAGGAAGUUGUCAUAAUUUAAUAGGGUUAAGUAGUAUGCAUGAUCUAUCCUCUAACAGCAAACCAAGAUGCUGUUCUUUGGAAGGAAUUGUAGAUGUGUCAGGGAAUUCAAGUAAAGAGGCAUCCAGUGUCUUUCAUCAAUCUUUUCCGAACAUAGAAGGACAAAAUAAUAAACUGUUUUUAGAGUCUAAGCCCAAACAGGAAUUCCUGUUGAAUCUUCAUUCAGAGGAAAAUAUUCAAAAGCCAUUCAGUGCUGGUUUUAAGAGAACCUCUACUUUGACUGUUCAAGACCAAGAGGAGUUGUGUAAUGGGAAAUGGAAGUCAAAACAGCUUUGUAGGUCUCAGAGUUUGCUUUUAAGAAGUAGUAUAAGAAGGAAUAGUUAUAUCAAUACACCAGUGGCUGAAAUUAUCAUGAAACCAAAUGUUGGACAAGGCAGCACAAGUGUGCAAACAGCUAUGGAAAGUGAACUCGGAGAGUCUAGUGCCACAAUCAAUAAAAGACUCUGCAAAAGUACAAUAGAACUUUCAGAAAAUUCUUUACUUCCAGCUUCUUCUGUGUUGACUGGCACACAAAGUUUGCUGCAACCUCAUUUAGAGAGGGUUGCCAUCGAUGCUUUACAGUUAUGUUGUUUGUUACUUCCCCCACCAAAUCGUAGAAAGCUUCAACUUUUAAUGCGUAUGAUUUCCCGAAUGAGUCAAAAUGUUGAUAUGCCCAAACUUCAUGAUGCAAUGGGUACGAGAUCACUGAUGAUACAUACCUUUUCUCGAUGUGUGUUAUGCUGUGCUGAAGAAGUGGAUCUUGAUGAGCUUCUUGCUGGAAGAUUAGUUUCUUUCUUAAUGGAUCAUCAUCAGGAAAUUCUUCAAGUACCCUCUUACUUACAGACUGCAGUGGAAAAACAUCUUGACUACUUAAAAAAGGGACAUAUUGAAAAUCCUGGAGAUGGACUAUUUGCUCCUUUGCCAACUUACUCAUACUGUAAGCAGAUUAGUGCUCAAGAGUUUGAUGAGCAAAAAGUUUCUACCUCUCAAGCUGCAAUUGCAGAACUUUUAGAAAAUAUUAUUAAAAACAGGAGUUUACCUCUAAAGGAGAAAAGAAAAAAACUAAAACAGUUUCAGAAGGAAUAUCCUUUGAUAUAUCAGAAAAGAUUUCCAACCACGGAGAGUGAAGCAGCACUUUUUGGUGACAAACCUACAAUCAAGCAACCAAUGCUGAUUUUAAGAAAACCAAAGUUCCGUAGUCUAAGAUACUAACUGAAUUAAAAAUUAUGUAAUACUUGUGGAACUUUGAUAAAUGAAGCCAUAUCUGAGAAUGUAGCUACUCAAAAGGAAGUCUGUCAUUAAUAAGGUAUUUCUAAAUAAACACAUUAUGUAAGGAAGUGCCAAAAUAGUUGUUUAUCAAUGUGAGACUCUUAGGAAACUAACUAGAUCUCAAUUGAGAGCACAUAACAAUAGGUGAUACCAAGUACUUUUUGUUUUUAACACAGCUAUCCAGUAAGGCUAUCAUGAUGUGUGCUAAAAUUUUAUUUACUUGAAUUUUGAAAACUGAGCUGUGUUAGGGAUUAAACUAUAAUUCUGUUUUUAAAAGAAAAUUUAUCUGCAAAAGUGCAAGUUCUGAGAUAUUAGCUAAUGAAUUAGUUGUUUGGGGUUACUUCUUUGUUUCUAAGUAUAAGAAUGUGAAGAAUAUUUGAAAACUCAAUGAAAUAAUUCUCACCUGCCAAAUGUUGCACUCUUUUAUAUAUUCUUUUUCCACUUUUGAUCUAUUUAUAUAUAUGUAUGUGUGUUUUAAAAUAUGUGUAUAUUUUAUCAGAUUUGGUUUUGCCUUAAAUAUUAUCCCCAACUGCUUCAGUCAUUCAUUUGUUCAAUAUAUAUAUUUUGAAUUCUAGUUUUCAUAAUCUAUUAGAAGAUGGGGAUAUCAAAGAAGUAUAAGGCAAUCAUAUAUUCAUUCAAAAUAUAUUUAUUUAGCAACUGCUAUGUGCCUUUCAUUGUUCGAGAUAUGCGGAGACAAUGAUAAAUAAAACAUAUAAUCUCUUCCAUAAGGUAUUUAUUUUUUAAUCAAGGGAGAUACACCUAUCAGAUGCUUAAAAUAAUAACACUACCCACUGAAAUCAGGGCAUAUAGAAUCAUUCAGCUAAAGAGUGACUUCUAUGAUGAUGGAACAGGUCUCUAAGCUAGUGGUUUUCAAACUGGUGCACAUUAGACUCACCCGAGGAGAUUUAAAACAGCCUAUAUGCCCAGGGCCUAACUUAUACUAAUUAAAUCUGAAUUUUGGGGAUGUUGUAUAGGGAUUAGUAUUUUUUUUUUAAUCUAGGUGAUUCCAAUAUUCAGCCAACUGUGAGAAUCAAUGGCCUAAAUGCUUUUUAUAAACAUUUUUAUAAGUGUCAAGAUAAUGGCACAUUGACUUUAUUUUUUCAUGGGAAGAAAAUGCCUGCCAAGCAUAAAUGACUUUCAUCUUAAAACAAGGUUCUUCAGGUCUGCUUGAUUGUCUUGGUACAAACUUGAAGCAAGUUGCCUUCUAUUUUUUACUCCAAGAUUGUUUCAUAUCUAUUCCUUAAGUGUAAAGAAAUAUAUAAUGCCUGGGUUGUAAUAAAAUCUUAAUAUUUAAUGACUAUUCUCAUUUCUCAAUGUAAUUUCAUACUGUUUCUCUAUAAAAUGAUAGUAUUCCAUUUAACAUUACUGAUUUUUAUUAAAAACCUGGACAGAAAAUUAUAAAUUAUAAAUAUGACUUUAUCCUGGCUAUAAAAUUAUUGGACCAAAUUGAAUUCUUUCUAAGGCAUUUGUAUACUAAAACUUUUAUUGUUUAUACAUAUAGAUAUGUAAAAUGUGGAUUAUGUUGCAAAUUGAGAUUAAAAUUAUUUGGAAUUUUGUAACAAUA